AUGCUGCAAUCCCUUCCAUUUCUCGGCCUGUUCGCUAGCGUCGUAGCGGGCCACGGUGUCGUUGACAGCUUCAAGACUGACGGCGUAGAGCACCCCGGCUAUCAGCUCAGCUACUACUAUGACAAGAAGAAUGGCAAGGAGCUUCCCGAGCUAGCUGCCUGGUCCGCCGAGAAUCUUGACAGUGGCUUUGUUGCGCCCGAGAACUACACAUCUCCUGACAUUGUUUGCCAGAAGAAUGGUGUCUCAGCCAACUCCACUGUCAAAGUGUGUCCAUCUGAUGACUGCACCGAUGUUGACAAGACGGCACUUGAAUUUGUCAAGAUAGACGAGGCUGGCAUCAACUUCGAUACGCAGGAAUGGGCUGCUAGGACUUUGGUCAACAACAACAACACUUGGGUCACCACCGUUCCAAAAUCUCUCGCAGCUGGCAGCUAUGUCUUUCUUCGCGAGAGCAUCGCAGUUCACGGCUCGCUCCGAGAAGGCGGUGCUCAGAACUAUCCUCAAUGCUUCAACAUUGAGGUCACCGGGUCCGGUACAGCAGAACCGAAGGGAGUUCGAGCCCAAGAACUGUACACCCCCACUGAUCCCGGCAUUUUAUUCAACCCUUACAAAACACCGAUCCAGAACUACACUAUCCCUGGCCCUGCGCUGUUCAGGGACGGAGAAGCAGCAACCGCCACCAGUACCGCCCCGACCACGCCAUCCGAUCAACCAUUGGUAAACAACGCAACUAGUCGAUCUUUCGCCAACUCAACGGUACAUGUUCCCAUUCCUUCCAGGACGCCACCAAAACCUGCCGGUACCCUCUCCACCAAGCUUGUCACGGUCAUUCCCACCUCGCGUACCACCGAGACCGCAAUCGCGUCUAGCUCGGCCAGCCUUCCUGCUACGCCCAAGACCGGCGCUUCAGUCCAAGCAACCCAGCCUGUGUCAUCCUCUGCCUGUCUGCCCAUAGGAUCGGAGUUCUUAACCUCCAAGGCAGACGCAGACGCAGUUUUGAAUGGCGGAGACUCGCUGCCCCAGACGUUUACCCUUGAGACCUUCAUCGAGAGGCUCCGUGAGAAUUCGUCCAAGAAUACGCGCCGCCAUCCUCGGGAGCUUCUUUAA
Molecule: messenger RNA, 1107 nt
Organism: Colletotrichum chrysophilum
Lineage: Eukaryota; Fungi; Ascomycota; Sordariomycetes; Glomerellales; Glomerellaceae
Exons: 2
Coding region: 1-1107 (368 amino acids)
Source: RefSeq, a predicted model, not a curated record